This is a messenger RNA of Drosophila gunungcola (fruit fly), 1311 nucleotides long. RefSeq names its product serine/threonine-protein phosphatase 6 catalytic subunit (gene PpV). Gene Ontology annotation, cellular component: cytoplasm. The coding region runs from base 80 to 991 and encodes 303 amino acids. NCBI's taxonomy places the organism in Eukaryota, Metazoa, Arthropoda, Insecta, Diptera, Drosophilidae. The transcript has 2 exons. The record is from RefSeq and is a predicted model, not a curated record. Gene Ontology annotation, biological process: peptidyl-serine dephosphorylation; G1/S transition of mitotic cell cycle. Gene Ontology annotation, molecular function: protein serine/threonine phosphatase activity.
GUGGGCAAAUAAUAAUUGUAUUAUUUAUAAUAUAUUGUAUUUUGGCGGAGUGGAAGUGGAUAAUACCAGAGCAGUCAGCAUGGGCGAUGUGGACAAGUGGAUAGAGAUAGUGAAGGAGUGCAAGUACCUGCCGGAGAACGAGCUGAAGAAGCUGUGCGAGAUGGUGUGCGACAUCCUGCUGGAGGAGACGAACAUCCUGCCCGUGAGCACGCCCGUCACCGUUUGCGGCGACAUCCACGGCCAGUUCUACGACCUGGAGCAGCUGUUCCGGACGGGCGGCCAGGUGCCGGACACCAACUACAUAUUCAUGGGCGACUUCGUGGAUCGGGGCUACUACUCGCUGGAGACCUUCACCCGGCUGCUGACCCUGAAGGCCCGCUAUCCGAGCAGGAUCACCCUGCUGCGGGGCAACCACGAGACGCGUCAGAUCACUAAGGUGUACGGCUUCUUCGACGAGUGCUUCAGCAAGUACGGGAAUGCCAACGGCUGGAAGUACUGCUGCAAGGUCUUCGACCUGCUCACCAUCGCUGCCAUCAUCGACGAGGAGGUUCUGUGCGUGCACGGCGGCCUGAGCCCGGAGAUCAUCACGCUGGACCAGAUCCGGACGAUCGAGCGCAAUGGCGAGAUACCGUACAAGGGGGCCUUUUGCGAUCUGGUGUGGUCCGAUCCCGAGGACAUGGAGUACUGGGGCCAGAGUCCGCGCGGCGCCGGCUGGCUCUUUGGGCACAAUGUCACCAAGGACUUCAUGGCGAUCAACAACCUGGAUCUGAUCUGCCGGGCACAUCAGCUGGUCAACGAGGGCAUCAAGUACAUGUUCGAGGGCAAACUGGUGACCGUGUGGUCGGCCCCGAACUAUUGCUAUCGAUGCGGGAACGUGGCCGCCAUCCUGAGCUUCGAAACGGCGCAACAGAGGCAGACGAAGAUCUUUCUGGCGGUGCCGGAUGCCGAACGGGUGAUACCCAAGCAGAACACAACGCCCUACUUCCUCUAAUCUAAAGAACAACGAUGUUAAAUGCCCCGUGUGAUACGUACGAUACCAUACUAUACCGAUCCAAUACGAUCCGCCCAUUGUUUGGGCAUCGUGGCAAUCAAUCAUCUACGCUUGUGGACUCAGCGGAGAGCAGCCUUCGACUGGUCCAUUUGUCUACCCUUAAACGCCUUCAACUCGGAACAUACACCAAACUAAACUAAACAAAACACUCAGAACCGAUAAACACACACCCUUUCGUAUGGCAAAACACAUAUCUGUUUAAUAAGAUCAACGUUUAACCUUUUUUUUAUUUGUUUUCAGCAACUCAAAGCUCACCAAAA